CCCUCUGCACUGGACUGGGAAUGUAUCGGACCGCACGGCUGCGCAUGUUGUCGGGUCUGAAACAUGGCAGCAAAGCUGGCUGGAACGGAUUGGAAAACACUAUGUCGAUUUCAGAAGGUCAUUUAGAAGUCGAUCAUUUACUCAUUUAUGCUCAUUUUGUUAAAUUCUGCUGUUUACCACCUGAAAUUUGUGGACUGGUGCAAAACAUAUUGAAGAACUGCGGUGCUACUGAUGGCACCAGAAUAACGGCCUAUAAUUUGUGAAAAUAGCGAGUUGGUGGUUGUCGAGGACUAAACAAACUGUGAGUUCGAAUGUGCUAGAUUCCGUGACUGGAAUCUAGUGUUGUAGAUGUCUGCCAAAUAUGCGCUCCAGUUUGUUUAUUCGCUCAUUUAUUCUAUUUUCUUUUUUAGCUGCAAAACAGAGUUAUCUUGGACUGCACUCCAUCAAACAUACCAUCACGAACUCCCGCAGUCCACCAAACAGAUAGCUCCCGACUUAAGAGAUCUAGACUCCUCAGGAGAGCUAGAUCCCGUCAGAGCCACACUCCUCAGGAGAGGUGGGCUCCUCAAACCAGGCUCCACAAGAGAGCUAGACGCCUCCCUGGUCGGGCAGGCACUGCAAAAGCCGACCGUCCGCUGUUACAGAGGGCAGUGGCGUGUUUGCACGCGCACGUGUGUGCAGUUGGCCCGGCGCGAGCGGCGCCGUUUCCCGGUUUCCGCGUGCGGCGUUGACACGGCCGUCCGACCGGUUUGGGAGCGCGCCGCUCAGCGCAGCCAGCCGCCAGACCGGAAGCGUCCACUUCCGUCAGCGACGGCGUCUCGUCAAGGCUUCGCCCAAUUCGACCCGUUCGGCCCAGCCGGUGCCCCUUGCGGACGGCUGUGGCACGAGCGGGAACGCCACAAAAGCGGGGGACCAGAAGUCCUUUGGAAAAAAUUAUUCCCCUGCACCAGCAUGGGUGUCGCAGCCGGGCUUCCACGGGGGGUUCGACAGUCCGGGUGUCUCCAGGGAGUGGGACGGUCCAGUUGUCACCAGAGAGUGGGACUGUCCGGUGUCACCAGGGAGUGGGACUGUCCGGGCGUCUCUAGGGAGUGGGACUGUCCGGGUGUCACCAGGGAGUGGGUCGGUCCAGAUGUCACCAGGGAGUGGGACGGUUCAGGUGUCACCAGGGAGUGGGACGGUCCGGGUGUCUCUAGGGAGUGGGACGGUCCGGGUGUCUCCAGGGAGUGGGACGGUCCGGGUGUCACCAGGGAGUGGGAGAGUCCAGGUGUCACCAGGGAGUGGGACAGUCCGGGUGUCGUACCGCAGGUCAGACCAGACGUGAAGCGUUUGUCAGCAGGCGCGUAUUUGCCAAGUGACUAAGUGUUUGUCAGCGUUUGUCAGCGUCUGUCAGGAGCGCAUACAUCCGUCUUCAGGACAUUCGCCGGGCUCCACUACAUCAACCGGUUUCGGGUUUUUUUCAGCCACACCGGUUCCCCUGCUCAUAAUAUUUUUUUAAGGAUUCCGGGCAUUGAAUCACAAACGGGUUUUGCACUUAUGUCAGUUCACUCUUUAGUGAAUCCUGCCGCAUAAAGCGGCAGAGCCGGCCCCGCUCAAAGGCCCCAGUCGGGCGCUAGGUCAGGACUCGACUGCGUCCACGUCAGCUGACCGCGUCCACGGCAGGUGACCGCGUCCACGUCAGCUGACCGCAUCCACGUCAGCUGACCGCAUCCACGGCAGGUGACCGCGUUCAAGUCAGCUGACCGCGUCCACGUCAGCUGACCGCGUCCACGCCGUCAGCUAACGAGUCCAGCUCUAGACGCACGCUCGCUGAAUUUGGCGCGGUCACGACGACCGACGAGCCAUCUAGCGGCGGCCGCCUCAUCUUGGCAUGACGGCCGCUUUUCAGCAGAGGGCGCCCGGUCACGCGCGAAAUAAUCAACACCACCGCCGCCGGCGGCGAGCUCAUUUAUCACGGGCGCAGCGCUGAGGCUUUCCCACCGGUCUGGGCACGAAACGACGCGUCUAUUCGUGCUGCUUUUGUCGCCAGCUACCGAUGCUUUGGCGGCGACUGAAGGUGGGGUCCAGACGCGCGGCAGCAUGUGCACAGACGCGGAAGGGUGGCAAAAUCUGGCGUGGCGAACCGGCGGGGACAAACAUCUUUCGACGUCAAAGUUUAGGAGUUCGCAUGCCAAUGUCCGUGCCAGCUGGCGAGGUCGACCACGGCUUCCUCGCCGGGCGUCUGCACAUGUUUACGAGUGAUUACAACCGUCAGUCGACUGGCAUUAACCUGACAUUACGAUGAUUGCUGUGUCGGGGGCAUGUUGUACAAUGUUGCGUGACCGUAUGUGUGAUUAAGGUCAGAAGCAUGAGUUCUGAGAACUGGUCGCUGACGGCACUAGCUUCCACGGCAGCAGCCGAGGUCCGGUGGUGAGCCCGGCACAUGACGCUCACGGGCGCCCUUAGCGGUCAGAGCAGUCGAGGGUCACCCCUGACCCUCGACUGCUGGGUGACAUGCGGGGUGGGGAAACAAGCUCAGCCGGCACCCUCCAUUUUCGGAACGUCUGUACAAACAAAGACGACACCUGGCACAACUGGUUUCCAUUUAUGAAGGCAGCUGCUUAGAGAAAAACGCAACUCACAAAAGGUAACUUGAAAAUCUGCAGAGCACCACCACACAUCACAAUUGUCAUAGAUUUUGAAAGGUAAAAGUAAGCACGUGACUCAUGCAUCUGGAAGAAAGCAUCAGAAUUCCUUUGCACACUGGACGCAUCCUCCCGCACCAAAGCCUACCAGAAACACGCUAUUAAUAUUCACAGGUUAAGCGUAACCAGCUAUGCCGAGGCCGCGCACAGCUACUACAUUAGUCCCAAGGGCACGUGUAUCUAUCGCAAGAGUAAGUUUGCUCUCAGUAUGGCGUAAUCUAACCAUUUUUUGCCAAGAUUACGCGACCGUCCUACGGCUCUCCAAGAAAUGUAGUUAUUUCCAUAUGCGACGCAUGGAAAACGUACGUAGCA
This is a messenger RNA of Pollicipes pollicipes, 2993 nucleotides long. RefSeq lists its product as uncharacterized. The record is from RefSeq and is a predicted model, not a curated record. Bases 349 to 1359 code for a protein of 336 amino acids. NCBI's taxonomy places the organism in Eukaryota, Metazoa, Arthropoda, Thecostraca, Pollicipedomorpha, Pollicipedidae. The transcript has 2 exons.